AUGGCUUCAAAGAACGGCAAUGGCAAAAAGGCGCCGCCCUCUGCGGCUGUUAACCUUAUUGCUGGUGGUGGUGCUGGUAUGAUGGAAGCUCUCGCCUGCCAUCCCCUCGACACAAUCAAGGUUCGCAUGCAGCUCUCAAGGCGCGCCCGUCAACCAGGAGCCCCUAAGCGCGGCUUCCUGAAAACCGGCGCCGCCAUCGUCGCAAAGGAGACGCCCCUCGGCCUGUACAAGGGUCUCGGCGCCGUUUUUACGGGAAUCGUCCCCAAGAUGGCCAUCCGCUUCACCUCGUUUGAAAAGUACAAGCAAUUCCUCGCCGACGAGACGGGCGCCGUGUCCGGCAAGAGUGUCUUUAUUGCCGGUCUGGCUGCCGGUGUUACGGAAGCCGUCUGCGUCGUGACACCCAUGGAGGUCAUCAAGAUCCGUCUCCAGGCGCAGCACCACUCCAUGGCGGAUCCCCUCGAUGUUCCCAAGUACCGCAACGCUGCUCACGCGCUCUACACCGUCGUUAAGGAAGAAGGUUUUGGUGCGCUGUACCGUGGUGUAAGCUUGACGGCGCUGAGGCAGGGUUCUAACCAGGCUGUCAACUUUACUGCUUACAGCUACUUCAAGGACUGGCUGAAGAAGGCCCAGCCUCAGUACGAAAACACUAACCUGCCCAACUACCAGACCACCCUGUGCGGUCUUGUGUCGGGUGCCAUGGGUCCUCUGAGUAACGCUCCUAUCGAUACUAUCAAGACACGUCUGCAACGGGGAGGUGCUGAGCCUGGAGUUAGUGCUUGGGCUCGUAUUACUCGAAUUACUACCCAAAUGUUCAAGGAAGAAGGAUUCUAUGCUUUGUACAAGGGUAUCACACCUCGAAUUAUGCGUGUUGCUCCUGGUCAAGCCGUCACCUUUACAGUCUACGAGUUCCUCAAGGAUAAGAUGGAGAGAAGUAACCUGUCUCUUGUCGGAGGCAAGUAUGAGGAGUAA
Molecule: messenger RNA, 969 nt
Organism: Fusarium pseudograminearum CS3096
Lineage: Eukaryota; Fungi; Ascomycota; Sordariomycetes; Hypocreales; Nectriaceae
Exons: 4
Coding region: 1-969 (322 amino acids)
Biological process (GO): fumarate transport; succinate transport; transmembrane transport
Source: RefSeq, a predicted model, not a curated record